AUGUACACGCGAAGCUCCGGUGCGCCUCCGUCUGAUGGCAUUACUGUAGGUUUCCAGGAGGGUUCUGAGGGGGCUCUUGUUAGGGUUAACUUCUCCUCUCUAUAUCUCCAGAUGCAGGAGGGUGGCUGGACUAGGGUGACUUAUCGCAAGAGUUCUUUGCUGCAAUGGGAUAUCUUCCCUUUUGGUGGCAGAAACCAGAAUCCCUCUACUCUGAGGAAGGAGAUCACUUCAAUGUUUGUUUCUGAGUUUCCUGAGGAGUCUUCUGCUAAAGACUUGUUUGAUUUGUUCGGGUGUAUUGGCAGCAUGGUGGAGGUCGCAAUUUCUCCGCGUAGGAACAGAGUCAGUAAAAGGUUUGGGUUCGCUCGGUUUGUGGAGGUGAGUGACGAGCGAUUGUUAGCAGUGCGACUGGACAACAUUAUUAUAGCUGGUAAGAAGAUUCGUGUUAAUUUACCUAGAUUUCAGUGGGGUGUCUUUGGGGGUGCUGGUAGGUUUGGAGGGUCUGUGAAUUCUAGAGAGAAGAAUUGGGGGGCUCCUAAGGGUGAGGAACAGUUGUGGUAUGAGUCUAGAAGGAAUGGUAAAUCGUAUGCAGCGGCGGUGGGUUCCGGUUUAGAGGUGUAUGGAAAGAAGGGGGAGACUAUCUAUUCAUUGAGCUUAAAUUCGUGCGAAGAGCGGAGGAAGAGAUUUGCUAAAGCUUUUGUUGGCAAAGUUUGUAUUCCAGACUCGGCGUUUAAUAUUCAAACUCACCUAGAAAUGGAGGGGGUUUUUGCGAUAAGAGUUUCACCAUUGGGAGGUAACUUGUGUUUGCUCGAGGAAAAUGAGGAGGGUUUUAUAGAGGAUUUGAUUAACGAAUGCGAAGGUUGGUGGCGAAGUUGGUUUUCGGAGAUUAAGAAGUGGGAGGAGGGGAUGGUGGAAGAUAGUAGAGAUAUGUGGAUUAGAAUUUACGGUAUUCCGGCGCUCGUGUGGCAUUCUGAUUUUUUCGUGGCUUUAGCAGAAUUGUGGGGGAGAUUUAUUUGUAUCGAUGAGAAUACGUCAAAAGGAGCAGCGUUUGCUAUGGCAAGGAUGAUGGUGAAUGUCCCAAUCUCAUUCAAAUUACCCGAUAGUGUUACUGUGAACAUAGAUGGGAAAUCUUUUGCGAUUUUCCUUAGGGAAGAUGCUAUGGGGCAGAUUCUGUUUAGUUCUAAUAAGCAAACGGUAGCCUCAUCCAGUAGCGAAUUCUCUGGAUCAAAAGGAGGUUGGUGUGAAGAUUUCGCCGGCACUGAAUGUUCGGAGGAAUCCAUUGAACAGUUCUCGAGUAAGGAUAUAACGGAAGCUGCUCUAGUUAAUAGCAAGGUUGUUGGGUUUGUGCAUAAUGGUGUGAAAUCGAAAUGA
Vicia villosa (hairy vetch) is the source of this 1368-nucleotide messenger RNA. RefSeq lists its product as uncharacterized. Gene Ontology annotation, molecular function: RNA binding. The record is from RefSeq and is a predicted model, not a curated record. NCBI's taxonomy places the organism in Eukaryota, Viridiplantae, Streptophyta, Magnoliopsida, Fabales, Fabaceae. The coding region runs from base 1 to 1368 and encodes 455 amino acids. The transcript has 2 exons.